This is a messenger RNA of Fusarium redolens, 414 nucleotides long. RefSeq lists its product as uncharacterized. The transcript has a single exon. The coding region runs from base 87 to 245 and encodes 52 amino acids. The record is from RefSeq and is a predicted model, not a curated record. Lineage: Eukaryota; Fungi; Ascomycota; Sordariomycetes; Hypocreales; Nectriaceae.
CUUCAUCCAAAUCGACAAAAAGAUUUUAGCAUCUUUGUUUAAAGUUAGAGGUUUUCUUACUCCCUGGGGAACGCUCCGCAAGACGUAUGCAUAGAACAAAGAAUCCCCAGCUUAACCUAAUACAUUUCAUUAUCGGCGGUACCUGCAUGAACCGACCUUGCAGUACUGGGACCAGGGCAGAUGGGUGGCGGCCAGGUCAAGCACGGGAUGGCACGCCAUUUGUGCAUCCCCAAGAUCGAUAUUAGGCACAAACUGAGAGCAUCGUAGCCUCAAAAUUGAAAGACUAGAUAUAGUCAGGGGUUGACACAGUACUGAACAUGCUUAUCACACAAUAGCCUAUCGGUGCGCCACGAUCUGGGUUGGGUGGUGAAUAACGUAUCGACAACAGCAGCUGAGAUACUGGGCUAGACGAGC